AUGGAUACAUACGAUACGAUAGCCAAUCAGCCGGUCGUUAUCGACAAUGGUUCGGGUGUGAUCAAGGCCGGUUUUGCCGGCGACCAGACGCCGAAAUGUCAUUUUGCAAAUUUUGUCGGACGACCGAAGCACAUCAGAGUGAUGGCUGGCGCCCUCGAAGGCGACUUAUUUAUUGGACCCAAAGCGCAAGAAUACAGGGGCUUAUUAGCACUGAAAUACCCAAUGGAGCAUGGCAUAGUUACCGACUGGAACGAUAUGGAACGAGUGUGGCAGCACAUCUACAGCAAGGAUCAAUUACAGGUUUUCCCAGAAGAGCAUCCUGUACUGCUUACUGAAGCGCCGUUGAAUCCGCUGAAAAAUCGUGAAAAAUCUGCAGAAAUAUUUUUUGAAACGUUUAAUGUGCCGGCGCUGCACAUUCAAAUGCAGGCCGUCCUCUCACUCUAUUCAACGGGUCGCACCACCGGCGUUGUUAUUGACUCGGGCGAUGGCGUAACGCAUGUGGUACCGAUCUUCGAAGGCUUUGCAAUACAACAUGGAAUUGAACGAAUGGAUGUGGCGGGGCGUGAUGUGACGAGAUAUCUUCGUCUACUGCUUCGCAAAGAGGGCGCGAAUUUUCAUCGCUCAUCCGAAUUUGAAAUUGUACGCGAAAUCAAAGAAAACGUGUGUUACAUUGCAGCAAAUGCUGACAAAGAAGAGGGCAGCGAAAACGAAAAGAAAGCAUACAAGCUUCCCGAUGGUUCAGUGCUUGAAAUCGGUCCUGCGAGAUUCCGUGCUGCCGAGGUGCUGUUUCGACCGGACAUCAUUGGUGAAGAAUGGCCUGGUAUUUCAGCAGCUCUUGAUAUGUCCAUAAGGACGCGUCGACUGGCACCAAAGGAUGUGAAAAUUCGGAUAUCUGCGCCGCAGGAACGAUUAUAUGGCACAUGGAUUGGAGGAUCCAUUUUGGCCAGUCUUGACACAUUCAAGAAAAUGUGGGUUAGCAAGAAAGAGUAUGAGGACGAAGGAAAGAAAGUCUUACACAGGAAGACAUUCUGA
This is a messenger RNA of Gongylonema pulchrum, 1032 nucleotides long. The record is from the annotation of a GenBank genome assembly. NCBI's taxonomy places the organism in Eukaryota, Metazoa, Nematoda, Chromadorea, Rhabditida, Gongylonematidae.